CAGCUUGCGGGAUCUGCUCCACCGUAACGGAUUUAUGGUUCAGGCCCGGGCUCCCUCCAAUCCCGGGCCUGCUCGGCCAGACGGGCACACCCACCCCCGUCAGUGGGGGAGUCAUGUGGGCCUGCUGGGCUUCCUGGUCCUCAGCUCCGCCUCGCGUCGACUGGCCGGACAGGGGAAACACUUCUCAGUUUGGGAACAAAAGCAACAACGGACGGAGCAGGCGAAGGGGGCAGGAUAAGCGGCCACUCAGCCCGUUCGGUCCCGAGCUGGAAGAUUUCGCUUUUCUCGACGGCUACUAGCCGACCGCCGAACUCCCGACGACCGGCGGUAAACUUGGCCGCUUCCUAUAUUUGAAUCCUGACCGUAAUCCGUCGAGGUGCUUGAUUAAUAAGACAAGGGUCAAACAAACAGGCGGAGGGUAUUGUUUCCUCGGACUGCCUCUGGAAACUUGGCCGUAUAAAGGCGAGCGGCGGCGGGGGGAGCCCCGACUUUUCUUCGGUUUUGGUAUCGCUCGGACGGAUUCCGGGGAUAAAGGGGGUAUUGAGCCAUUUUGGGUUUCUGUUGUGGUAUCUAUCUUUGUAAAGAGGCCACACUCAUCUUUCAGGACUGAGAACUUGGAAGUGGAACAAAGCCUAACUGGGUGGCUGAAACCAGUUUUAAUCGCCCAGAUGGCAUCACACUCUGAGCAUGAGGGCAGGAAUGGACAGAUUGUGGACAUGAUUGGGAUUUUUGAGCGGAAAGUGCCAAAGGUUGAGUGUGAGGAAGCGGCUCAGUCUAAAUGUUCCCCGAAGGAGCGGCGGCGCUCGGCGAGCCCGGCCGAGAGCAACGCCAGCGGCGUGGCCAGCUUCACCACCAACCACAACUCGGUCGUGUGCCUCCCUCUGGUCUCGGAGGGGCUGAAAUUAGUGUGGACGCAGUCGGACCAGACCCGAGAACUGGACACCAUCCCGGAACUGGUGCACGCCUUUAACCUGUUCCCGUACCCGUCCUCCCGGGAGGUGAGCACGCUGGCGCGGGUCUGCGCUCUGCCGCUGGACAAAGUCAAGGUGUGGUUCAUGGUCCAGAGAAUUAAGUACGGCAUUAGCUGGUCCUCGGAGGAGAUCGAGGAGACGCGGCGGAAGCUGGCGGUCCCCGAGCUUUACGACGAGACGGCGGACGCGAAAGAGGACGGCAAGCUGAAGGGCGAGAGCAACGGCGUGCAGAAACUGACGGUGGAGGACAAAGACAGCGACGAGGAGGUCACUGCCCUGACCGGUUUCACCCCACAGACUAAGACCUUAAAGUGCGAAUCCCCAGAUGCCUAUAAACCCGCCAAGCCCAGCCCCCCCUGCUUCAGCUCCACCCUCCCGCCCCCCCAGGACUCGUACUUCUACCACCCGCCGGCCGAGGCGCCGGCCAGCGCGGCGGCCGACGCGACCCUCGACCUCUCCCAGUCGCCGUCCCGCCACCACCGGCACGGCCGCUACAAGAAGUCCAAAGUCCAGCUGGCCGCCCUGCGCAAGAGCUUCCUGCGGGAGAACUGGCCGGCGGAGGCCGAGCUCCGGCGCCUGCAGGAGGAGACGGGGCUGACCCGCAACGACAUCCGCAAGUGGUUCAGCGACAGCCGCUACCAGCUGCGGGUGGGCCGCGGCAGCCUGGCGGCGGCCCAGAACUACUCCCCCCAGACCGCCGCCCCCGCCAAACACGACCCGCAGACCCAGCCGCUGCCGCUGGUCAACCCAAAGUCCCGCCAGCCCAACGGCGUCAAAGCCCUGGACGCCGCGCGCAACAACGGGAUCAGGAACUCCCACUUCUUCCAGACUUUUCUGUCCAACAGCCUGGAGGCGUUCGGGGAAAAGGUCCUCGACACGCAAGAAAAUCACGAAAUCGUGGAGGAGCUCUCGGGAGACGGGGACAGUUUUAAAGAUGAGGAGCAAGCGGAGGACCAGCCUCUGCAGCUAACCAAGACCUGCAGCACCGAGCCAGAGGCUGUGCAGGAACCCAAGUCCUCCCCGUACUCCUCCCCCGCCAGCAGCCCGCAACUCGUGGCCUCCCCCAACAAACCCCUUUCAUACAGAUUCCGGGCAUCCAAGAAGUCGGCGAACGCGGCCAAAGCCAGCCCCCCCCAGACAUCGGCGUGCCCCCCGGGGGCCUCCACCUCCGCCCCGCAGCCCCUCACCCCGGCCGGGCGGCCCCGGAAGACCAAGGAGCAGCUGGACGUGCUGAAGCAGCACUUCCUGAGGUGCCAGUGGCCCAAAAGCGAAGACUACACGGAGCUGGUGAAGCUCACGGGCCUACCGCGGGCCGACGUCAUCCAGUGGUUCGGCGACACGCGCUACGCGGUGAAGAACGGCCAGCUGCGCUGGGUGAAGGGCGUCCGCGACCAGUUCCUGGCCGAGCUGGCCCUGCAGCAGAGCGGCAGCGGGCUGACCAACGGCGGCGGGACGUCCACCCGGCCGGGCAGCGGGCGCAAGAGGAAAUGCCAAGUGAACGUCCGGAGCACGGAUUCCCCAGAUAUCCAGCCACUGGUGACAUAUUUCAUUUCCACAGGAUCACUACAGGAAAAAGACCUUGACUCGCUAUGCAAGAAAUCCCGGAUGAGCUACCAGCAGGUGCGGGACUGGUUCGCUGCUCAGGACGAGGCCGAAGCCGAAGCCGGGCCGGAGCCCGCGGACGCCUAAGAACACUGACCGGAGACGUCACACACAUUUUACCCAGCAAGCAUAGUUGUUACUGUGGUUUGUAUUGCUUUAAUUAGGGCAGGUUUGUAAGAUCCAGUCUUCCCAGAACAACCCCAAAGUGAGGUUUGUUUUUGUUUUUUAUAGAUAUAUAUAUAUAUGCUGCAUUCCCUGCUUAUUCUAAUAUAUUUAGACUUGAAUUAUAUUUGUGCUGCCUACGUUGCUGUAAAUAGGACGGUAAUCUCUACACUGGUUUGUUAUAUUUUGUGAACGUAUUAUUUUUGUUUAGAUAUCACUACAACAGAUAUUUUUUAGUACUUGUAGCAGUAUAAUUUAAAAUGGUUGAACUUUUUGGUACCCGGCUGUAGCACCUGAUUUACUGCUCCAGAAAAGUGUCCAGAUUGGCAAAUUUGUUGACUGAUAACUGCGUGUAAUCAUUCCGUUACAACCGAUUUGUUAUUGUUAUUCCUUUUCUUGAAAACCACACUGGACGUGAACUUUUCUUUUUUUGAACUGACAUCUUGCACUUUGGUUUUAGAGCCUGCUGUCCUUUUAUGUGAAUUGAAUCCGGUCAUUUCACCAAAUAUCCAAUAAUUUCAAAGUAUCUGAAUUCCUAAGUUCACAGGGGUUGUUGCUUUUUUUUUUUUUUUUAAAAAAAAAAAAGCUCCAUGGAGCAGAAUAUGGUCACAUUUAAUGCCGAUGGCUUAUUUUCUGAAACACAUUUACAGAUUUUAUUUUUUUUAGUCUCUCUAUCAUGUUAAUUAUUUGAAUACUUUGCAUGUCAUUUGCAUAUAACUGCGCCUUUGUAACAUUAAGGUUAAAUGUAGGCACAGCAACCAUUCAGCAUCCAGAUGUAAGAACUUCCAUUUUAGUUAUCGUUUCAGGGGAGUUAUUAUUUUUUCUCUAAAUAGGCAUAGGGUGUGACUUCAUGGGUUAUUAUUUAGACACGCGGAGGAGCAUAGCAUGGUUGUGCACACACAGCGUGAGUAGUGAUGGAGUCACACCCAGACAGUAGUUCCCACUCGUCAGAUCUCACCCAGGAUGGCACCAACAUAUUCAGGUUGUCGGCUCAUGCGAAACUCCACACCCUCGAAUGCCGUUAGCUGAGGUACAGAGGACGACGUAGGCUUUAAAGGGAGUCAGAAUCUAGUUGUGUAGAAAUGUCUGGACAAAGGUUGAAUUGACAGAAAGGCGACAGGGCAGUGUGCAUCACUUUGUCAUUUCUGUCCCGUUAGUCAUGAAAAGCUAAUGCCAUGUCCAUGUAGUGUCCUCCAGUGUUUUCAGUUUAUUUUACCCCCUUUGGAAAAAUCUCAUUUGCACAACUGUGUCACUGGAAACCAGUAAAAGAUUUUCCUUUUUAA
Messenger RNA from Menidia menidia (Atlantic silverside), 4018 nucleotides. The record is from the annotation of a GenBank genome assembly. Lineage: Eukaryota; Metazoa; Chordata; Actinopteri; Atheriniformes; Atherinopsidae.